AGGCAGGUUAUUGAACAUAUUGAUGCCACAGACAUCAACCUUCUCAAUCUAACACCAAGAAAUUUAGAACAACAACCACAUACAAAUAACAGAAUUAAAGUAUUCAUUGGCAGCAUGUGAGAGUAACAAAACGUCAAGAAUUAUCUAAAAGAUCUAUCAGUCCAUAAGAUAUGUACUUUCAAUGUAAUCUGUGGUGCAGGUUACUUGUUUCUUAAUAAAUCCCAGACUUGGCUGAAACCACCUAUAACCUUUUCACAUGAGGAGAGCAUGCAGAUAUUUUUGUCUGCUUUGACUGUUUUAUUACUGGGAAAAGCAGCAUGACGCACCAAGUUUGAACUGAGCCCAGGACAGGCUGAACCAAUUACUUGGUCCUUGACAACGUGUCCAACACCAACAGCCAGGCUAAAAAUUCCAGCCUGGGAGGAAAACCUGAGUGUCCUUUGGCUGUGAUGACUAUAAUUUACUGAUUUGCACUCUGUCAAAAGGCUUUAAAAUAACCAGCAUUUUUCCUCCCAGCUGUUUGGGACAGAGCAGAGCUAAGACAACACAGAGAUGUUCACUUCUUCCUUGGUUUAACUUUGCCUGUGGCUGUAUGUUUUUGUAAUUUGCUGCAUAGAGCAGGGAUGUGAAGUCACAGAAAUGGUGGUUUAAGUGGCAGUUUGAUGUUUCAAAGUCUCACAAAGUGAAAAACAAACUUCAGCUAUUAAAUUUAAGCCAGUGUAACCAUACUGGAGCUUUGAUCUAAUCCUGAAAACAUUCUUUUUGUUCAUUAGAGUUUUGUUAAAUAAUAAACUGAACAAGAAAGAGAUCUUUAAAUAUGUCAGGAAUUCUAAGAAGCACUGGAGUAGUUAAUCUGAGACAAAUCUUUAAUCUCCCUCACAGAGGAAAGUAGGGUUGCAGAGUAGGUUGAGCUAAAUGAAAAGGAAAAAGGAAUGAUCAGUGGGGAGAGAAAAAAGAGCCGGAAAGAGGGGUGGACCCGGCAGAAAGAUGCAUGUGGAUGCACUGAAUGUUUCACCCACGGCGGAGUGAAGGACUGACAGCAUAUUUCCAUCCUGGAGGAGAGAGAAAGAGAGACAACAAGGGAGAGGUUUCUCAGGGAAAAAGUUUGGAGAGUGCCUCGUCUCUGAUGUGUUUUAUUCUUUGGAAGGAUCCAUCUAACAGAGAAGAAGAUGAUGGGAGCCAAAUCUGGAUCUACAUGUGUCAGAUAACUCUGACAGCCGAGCAGACAUGGAGCGUGUAAGCAGAACAAAAGGGGAACAGGGGCGACAGACGCACCAGGUCUUACAGAGCACUCCUUUAGACCUGAUUGAGACAGGCAAGUCUCUGAGGGUCCAGGCAGAGCGUCCUCACCUGGUUAGUUUGGGGAGUGGACGCUUGAGCACAGCUAUAACCUUACUACCACUGCAGGAAGGAAGGACCACGCUAGGCAGCGACGGGACAGAUAUUCCUCUGCAGGGCCCUGGCAUUGCAGUUAAGCACUGCUACAUAGAAAACCAAGCAGGCUGCAUCACCCUGUACCCAUGUGGAAACCAGUGCACUGUGGAUGGGCUUCCCAUCACCAAACAGUACCGCCUGACACAAGGGUGCAUGCUGUGUUUUGGUCAGUCGGCUUUUUUCCGCUUCAACCAUCCAGAGGAGGCCCUGCGGAUGAAGAGCAUGCUGCCUGGAGGAAACCAAGGACUGAACACCACAAGAACUCACCCAACUGACUCCCACAAUGCCCUAAAUGGGAUUUAUCAGUCUCCUGCAAGCAAUGGUGACUCCAAAAUAAGCAACAUAGCAAAGAACCUGCAGGACUCUUUGGUGCUGAAGACCCCCUCAUCAUUAUCAGGAUCUAAACUGCCUAUUCGUCAGAACUCCCCUCCAAACAUGCUCAAUGGGAGAAACGGCUCCACGACAGAGGACUCAAGCAGCUUUCGUGGUCAGAACCUCGGUAACAAAACUCCUCCCAUACCUUCCAGGUCUCCUCAUACCAACCACGCUCCUGUGCCCCAUCCUCGGAGCUCACUGUCUGUGGCUCCAAGCAGUGCUAGUGGUGCUUUGAGGUCCCAGGAGAGCCCAAAGCUUCUUAGGAAUGUAAGAGCGGACGCCACCUCAAGUCCUGCAUCAGCUAGCAGGGGGUCAGGGCAGAGCACAGAAAACUCUAAAAAGCCAGCCUCGGUCAAGUUGUCCCCUACAGCUCCACCCAGUCCUGGAGUGAGAGGUUCCUCCCUGCAGAAAAGAUCCCCCAGUCCUAUGAGAGAUCUUUCUCAUGCAGAUGUCCCUCAAAGGAUCAGGACUCCUGAGCCAAGUGGACCCACAAGCCUGAGAAAUCUUCCUCCUCACAGCCCCUACACGUCCCGCAGAGGGACUCCAGGAUCACCAGGCUCAGCAGCUUUUGUCCCUGACAGCCCCCAGGGCCUCCGCAAACUGACUGCUUCAAAAGCAGAAUCCAUGAGGGCCAUGUAUGCCCAGAGUCCAUCAGCACUAUCUGGGCUGGAGAAGGGUCAUGGGGGAGCCACAAUGUCAGGCCUGAGUUCUCUAUCUGGUUCAUCUCCUUUUUCUAGUCCUGGAAGCCAAAGAAAGACCUCCUGUAUGGCAGGAUCCUCCAGCAGGGACCAGAGUCAUAUAAAGCCCCGUACCCGGGAACGCAAAAACAGCAUCUCUGAGAUCAGUGACAAUGAGGAUGAGCUGCUUGAGUAUCACCGCUGGCAGAGAGAGGAGAGGCUGCGGGAGCAGGAGAUGGAGAAAAUGGAGCGACAGAGGCUGGAGACCAUCCUGAAUCUGUGUGCAGAGUAUAACCACGAGGACAGCGCUGCAGAGCUGGCUGAGGUUGUGAGGAGUGGGCUGCUGGGAGGAACCUGCUUAGACAUGGCAGGGGGGUUGUCUCUUCAGGGAUUAGACCGACCCCAGAGAGAGAACGAUGAGGAAACACAGAGAGAGGAGUCCAGCAGCACAGAGAGCACACACCAAGAGUGUGAAGAGAUAUUUGCCGGUCAGGAGCAGGCCUACCUGGAAGAGGAGAGAAACAGGAUUUUGGCCCGGGUCGAUGACAUAAAGCAGAGAGUCAGUGAACUGGAGCAGCAGUUACAAGAGACCAAACAGGAGGUGGAGAUGGAGCAGGCCCUGCUGCAGGCAGAGAGGCGGGCAGAGCAGGAGCAGGUGGAGGCUGAAAAUGAAAUCAUCUCUCAGCUGCAGCUCAAACUGAGCCAGCUGGACAAGGCCACCCAGAAAGAGAAGGACAAGGGGAGGGCUAAUGUGUCGGCUGAGCGGAAGGCCCUGGAAAAGCAGAGGAAUGAGUACAAUGAGCUGAAGAGGCAGUUUGAUAAGUGCCCCUUGUCUCAAAGGGAACAGUUACAGGAGCAGCUCAGCAGGAAAGCUGAAGCUCUGGAGUCUGAGACCAAGCAGUUUGAGGAGCUGGAGUUUUGUCAGCUGGAGGCAGAGAGCAGCCUGGAGGAGAGGAAGGACACCCAGAGCUCGCAGCUUCUUCAGGAGAGAGCUGAGUAUCACUGCAGCGUUGCUAAAAGGAAGGAGAAGAUGGGUGCUCUGGAAGCUCAGGUGCAGCAGCUGGGGUUACAAGCAACUCAAGACUGUGAGAGGAUGGCUAAAGACAGGGCUGUGGCUCUGCAGCUGUUAUACAAGGAGCAGGACAGGUUGAUUGCCAUGGAGAAGAGGUACCACGCCCUGACAGGAGGGAGAAACUUCCCAAAACACAGCAAUAGCAUGAAAGAGGAGUACCUCAGGCUCUCUGAUGUCUAUAAGAUGUAUGGAAGUGCUGCUCUGCAACCUCACUCCUCUUCCCCUGCUGCUCUCCACUGCCUGUCCCUCACUGUACAUCCAACUCUGCCAUGUGAGGAGUACAUCACAGUUAGUCAGUUGAGCCAGAUCUUUGGGAUGCAGAGACUUGACCCCUCCUCUUCCUCAUCUACUCCAUCAUUCCAACUUGCCAACUCUCAAUCUACCUUCUCAUGCCACUCUGCUGCAUGUGGACCUCCCUCCUUUCUAUCUGCAAAGAGCCAGCCUGAGCUGAGCAGGAAUGUAAUGCCUCCACUUAAUCUCGAGCGCUGGUACCAGGACAUCAUGGCUGCUGGAGAGUCUCAGUCAUGUCCUCCUCCACUGCCUGCAAAGACUUUUUCCACACGCAGACAGGGGCAGCUAUUAAAGUCAAAGUCAGAUGGUGAAGUUGGUCAGGCAGCAUUGUGCAGCGCUGCAGCUCUGCUGCACUCCAGUGGUCCUGCUCAUGAAAGAAAUGCAUCUAGCAAGGGUUUACAGUUAAUGCUGAGAGAGAUGUCAAACCCAUUAGACAUGGAGUCCAGGAGGCAGUUUGUCAUGCAGAACAAAGAUAUGUCUCCCACAGUUCAUCACUCCAUCCUGCAUCACCAGACGCCGCCCAGUGGAAACCAGGCGUAUGACACCCUGAGCCUGGAGAGCUCAGACAGCAUGGAGACCAGCGUCUCCACCGGCAACAACUCCGCCUGUACCCCAGAAAGUGCCUGUGGGCUAGAGGCCCAGAGGAUAGAGGAGAUGGAGAAGAUGCUGAAGGAGGCGCAGCAGGAGAAAGCCCGGCUCAUAGAGAACAGAGAGAGGGAGGUGCAGGCUCGACGGCAGAUGUUGGAGGAGGAGCGGAGGAGGAGAGAGGAGGCUGAGAGGAGGCUUCUGGAUGAGACGGCCCACAGGCAGAGGCUGGUGGAGGAGGAGGUGAAGAUGAGAGAGAAGCACUUCUCCCAGGCCCGUCCAAUGACGCGCUACCUGCCAAACCGUAAGGAGGAGUUUGACCUGCGUUCUCAUGUGGAGUCCUCAGGACACUGCAUAGACACCUGCCCCUUCGUCAACCUCACUGAGAAGAUGUGCAAAGGCCACCUGGUGAAGAUGGGCGGCAAGAUCAAAUCAUGGAAGAAACGCUGGUUCGUUUUCGACCGUCUGAAGAGGAACUUCUCUUAUUACGUCGACAAGCAUGAGACCAAACUGAAAGGACUCAUUUACUUUCAGGCAAUUGAAGAGGUUUAUUACGAUCACCUACGCAGCGCUACAAAGAGCCCAAACCCGUCAUUGACCUUCUGUGUGAAAACCCACGACCGCCUUUACUACAUGGUGGCCCCGUCCCCGGAGGCCAUGAGGAUCUGGAUGGAUGUCAUAGUAACGGGCGCCGAGGGCUACACGCAGUUCAUGAGCUGAGGGACCAGCGGGUGACAGAUGUGAAGGAUGAAGGAGGGACUGAAUGAAUGAGCACCAAGACACCUGAGACUCCACCUGAGCUGCUCCCUGCCGGAGCUCGAGCUCGAGACGGUUUGUAACAGCUGGACGUUUGAAGAGAUGAAAAAUGUGGAGCUCUCAAAAAAGAAGCCUGAUGCAUUCGAGCAAAUGAGGGCGGAGUGGGAGGUACAUUUGUAAGGAUAUAUGGUUUGUUGUUAUCUUUCAGCCACUAUAAGAGAAUAGUUUGAGCUGCUUGUCAAUUGAUUUAAAAUCGAACACACCCAGCAACAAAAUGUAAUGUUAACAUGACAAAUACAUUUUUAUAUAUAUCAAAACAAACACAUGAAAUAUUUCACACUUCAGCUCAAACUGUCGGGCUGUUAUCACUUUAACAGAUAUUUACUAUCUUUUUUUUUUUUUUACAUACAUUUGUACUUUUUCCCUCAAGUUUGUUAACUUUUCACAGAUGAUAAAUAAUAUCUUAAUAUUAUACAACACCACAAAAAAAAUCAGAAAAAACGAAGCUAUUUUAAAGACUCAUGUUACUUAUCUGCUGAACAUUACUUGGUGCCAAAUACUUUCUGUAAUAAUUUUGUCAGAUUUUUACAAUACAAAUGUUAAUAUGACUUUAUAUAUUGGUAUAAGAGCUUUUUAUUCAGGAAAAUAACGCAGCUUUAUGUAUCUGUAUUUAACAAAAAAGUUAUUAAAGAAACCUUCUAUAAGCAAUUUUAACAAAAUUCAUAGACCAUACUUUAAUGAAGAUAUUGUAAAACUACCAUGUAAAAAAUAAAAAUGUAU
This is a messenger RNA of Notolabrus celidotus (New Zealand spotty), 5970 nucleotides long. It is a transcript of the gene phldb1a, whose product is annotated as pleckstrin homology-like domain, family B, member 1a. Gene Ontology annotation, biological process: regulation of microtubule cytoskeleton organization. Lineage: Eukaryota; Metazoa; Chordata; Actinopteri; Labriformes; Labridae. The coding region runs from base 1228 to 5154 and encodes 1308 amino acids. Gene Ontology annotation, cellular component: basal cortex. Gene Ontology annotation, molecular function: protein binding. The record is from RefSeq and is a predicted model, not a curated record. The transcript has 24 exons.